This is a messenger RNA of Funneliformis caledonium, 261 nucleotides long. The record is from the annotation of a GenBank genome assembly. Lineage: Eukaryota; Fungi; Glomeromycota; Glomeromycetes; Glomerales; Glomeraceae.
AUGGUUACUAUUUUAGAGAAUGUUGAAAACGAAAUAAAAGCCCUUCGUGAUCAUAGUUUCAGUCGUGAACUGUUCUUUCCUGUUUCUGAAAUCCCGCAAUUGCCACUUACCCCAGGAAGUGAGCUCGAAGAACAAAUAGUUACUAUUUUGGAGAAUGUUGAGAACAGUGAGUAUUUCACUGAGAAUUUAUCAAGUCAUUGUAUAUCUAAAGUUAUGCUGCUACUAGGUUUAAAAUUUCUGGGAAAUAAAAGCUCUUCGUGA